Guillardia theta CCMP2712 is the source of this 555-nucleotide messenger RNA. RefSeq lists its product as hypothetical. Bases 1 to 555 code for a protein of 184 amino acids. Lineage: Eukaryota; Cryptophyceae; Pyrenomonadales; Geminigeraceae. The transcript is spliced from 5 exons. The record is from RefSeq and is a predicted model, not a curated record.
AUGAUACUAAGAAGCUCCAUGAAACGCCUAGAGCCCAUCGAACACCAAGACAAGUUUGACAGACUCAGGUCUCAACUCUACGGCCUGGAGCAUGUGGAGUUCAACUUAUCAACAGCGUUUGGGAAUGCAGUGGCAAUCUCUCAAUCCAGCGGCCAUCAGCUGAUAGGAAAGCAGACCUACGACUCCAUGAGAGCAGCAGAAAAGAAUUCGGAGAGGUUUGCCAAGCUGUUCAAGGGCAGCAUCGACAAGAUUCUUAUCGGCUCUUCUCAUCGUGAGAGAGACGCUGUUUGUCAGAGGCAGAUUGAAAGAACAGAUGUCUCUCUGAAGAGAUACAUCCGAGAGUUCAAGAAACAACAAAGCAAGCAUGCAGACGGAGGGGAAGAGAAGAAUCAUUCAACAAGCCGAGUGAGUAUCGUUUCCAACGUGAACGCAAUUCCAUUGCUCGAGCAGAAGAUCAUCGGAAGACAAGACUCGUCAGGAAACUUUCAAGCCUGGGAGGGACGAUCGAUAGGGGGGAGGCAGACGAAUAGAACUAAAGCCCAAUGGCAAUUCUAA